Molecule: messenger RNA, 2244 nt
Organism: Phialemonium atrogriseum
Lineage: Eukaryota; Fungi; Ascomycota; Sordariomycetes; Cephalothecales; Cephalothecaceae
Exons: 2
Coding region: 1-2244 (747 amino acids)
Biological process (GO): transmembrane transport
Cellular component (GO): plasma membrane
Molecular function (GO): transmembrane transporter activity
Source: RefSeq, a predicted model, not a curated record
AUGUUCUCAGAAUAUGCCUCCAGGUUCCUUGCUCAAUCACAGUCACGGCUCUCGAAUUUCGGCCAGCUCGACAACGACCGGCCCUCUCAACACUCGGCGGAACAACAACCAAGAGGCCCUCGCCUAGCAGGUCGCUCCUUUCUUGGCAGAGGGUAUGGUGCCGGUAACCCAUAUCAACCGAGUGGGUCACGCUUCAGCCAUCUUCUCGGCUCUCGCUACGCGUCCCGGGAUGCCCCUUUAUUCCAAGCUACCCUCGAACAGGAGGAGGAGGACGAGCAAGAGAGGGACCGGGAGGCAGCCGAUCUAUAUGCGCUACAGCGAUCGAGGCGAGUCUUCGCGGCGAGCCGCCUCGAGGACAGCACCGAAACUGAACACGAUGGCAGCCAUGCGUCUCUAGACCAGAGCCAAGAGCGGGAGAGCGACUCAUCUACAGGACGUGGUCACGGCCUGGGUAUUAGAAGCAGCUGGAACGGAUCACGGAGCUUUUACCGACGAGGGCAGAAUCGGGAGGCACUUGAAGAGUCUGGACAUCGUGAGGGGGGUGGCAAGAUGGUCGAGGUCGGGUUGGACUCACAGAUGGAAGACGACGAGCCUCCGGAAGAUCUCACUAUGGAAACACCGGCAGACAGCACACCCCCGGCGUUUCAACAGUUUAAGUCUUCCGGCAGCCCUACCCGGUUUGCUGCUCGGAGAGAGGCGACCUGGGAUUCAGAGCAGGGAGCUAGUCAGCCCCCGAGUUCUGUCGACACCAAUUUGAACUUGGCAUCGGCAAACCCGACACCAUCAGAUGGCGAGAUCUUCAAACACGACGCCUUCUUCGCAUGGAUCUACUUAAUAGCCCUCGCUGCCAUGUUGGCGACCUUCGUCCUCGUCUUCCUACAUACUUCCACCCCCAGCGGGAAUAAGCCAUGGGGCGACACGAUAUAUACGACCCUAAGGGCCUCUUUUCACCUUCUGGCCGUUGAUACCUUGGUGGCCGUGAUUGUCUCGCUAGUCUGGUUAGCAGCCCUCCGGUCGUUUGUCAGGCCACUAGUUACGUUGAUUUUCAUCGCCGUCCCGGUUAUCCUAUUCUCAUUCUCGCUCUACCCCUUCAUAUCGAGCUAUGAGGGACCGAGUGGCGGCCAGGGGUUCCAAGACCGGGUUAUGAGGUGGGCCGCCGUGGUCCCCGGCGUGGCCGCCGGUGUGUGGAUUUACCUCACCUGGAAGGGGCGGCACGCAGUUAGGAGGGCGAUUGAUAUCCUCGACUUCUCCAGCCGCGUCCUGAGUGCCAACUCUGCCUUGAUUCUCGUCGGCCUGGCAAGUUUGACAGCCGUCGUGCUGUGGACGUGGGCUUGGUUGGCCAUGUUCACCAGGGUCUUCCUCGGCGGUUACUUCUCUGCCAGGCUGGCCAGGUUCAUCAUCAGUGCGUCAAGCUGGUGGUUGGGCAUCUACUUCGUCCUCAUGUACAUUUGGACGAUAUCAAUCAUCUCGGGGCUCCAACGCGGGACGACGGCCGCGACGGUGUCACAGUGGUAUUUCCAUCGCAAUGUGGUGACAGCGCCGUCGUCGAGGGAGAUUGUCUCUGCUGCCCUGAACCACUCGGCGACCACCAUAUUUGGCUCAAUCAGCCUAUCAGCACUACUGGCGCUGGCCGUCCGCCUCCCGUUGCUGAUCCUCCCGAGGCGCCUUGCAAACAUCAUCAGCAUGUUUGCCUACUCCUUCAUCCCCACGCCCAUCGCUACGCUCACCAACCCGCUGACACUCACCUAUACCGCUAUCCAUAGUCAGACACUUGCGGCAGCGGCUAGGGGCUUGAGCACCAUGGAUUUUCUCUCUCCCCAGGCGCCCACCACUACCCUCACUCCACGGUCCUUUUCGUCGAGGCGAAGUGCUCACUCUCCUCUUCUCCCCUAUCGGCUCGCCAAACUGAUUCUCCACGCAACGCGAUUCAUCAUGGCCACGGCGUUGGGUUUUGCAGGAUGGGUUAUCACGGCACGGCAGCUCCGGGUCAAGGUCCCUGACGGGCCAGGUAUUAAGGGAAGCGCGUACGCGUACGUUGUUGGGCUGAUCGCGAGCUUCAUCGGAUGGGGCAUUCUCGGCGCGAUGGAGGGCAUCCUCAGCGGCAUCGUCGAUGCGGUCGUGAUAUGUUACGGCAGCGAGAAGCGCAUGGGCAACGGAGGGGGUGGCUAUUGCAUGGAGGCGGCAGCCCUCUUCGGCGGCGGCAGCAGCGGAGGGGACGACCGCGGCCGCGAUGAGGUUUACUGA